Molecule: messenger RNA, 711 nt
Organism: Saccoglossus kowalevskii
Lineage: Eukaryota; Metazoa; Hemichordata; Enteropneusta; Harrimaniidae
Product: charged multivesicular body protein 5-like
Biological process (GO): late endosome to vacuole transport via multivesicular body sorting pathway; vesicle budding from membrane
Cellular component (GO): multivesicular body
Source: RefSeq, a predicted model, not a curated record
AUGGAACAAGCCAACUAUGCGACACAGACGCUAAAGGACACAAAAAUGACUGUAGACGCUAUGAAAAUGGGCGUCAAAGAAAUGAAAAAAGAAUACAAGAAAGUGAAUCUAGACCAGAUAGAAGAUCUCCAGGACGAAAUGGAGGACAUGCUAGAACAAGCCAAUGAAGUACAAGAGACGUUAGGAAGGAGUUAUGGCAUGCCUGAAUUAGAUGAAGAUGAAUUGGAAGCAGUCGUGGUUAUAAUAGCAUCCAAAAAAAUAAACUUAUUAAUCAAAAUCACUUUGCUCGAUCGAUUCCCGCUGUAUGAUAAGACGUAUGAACAACAAAGGGACAGUCUUAUGCAGCAAUCAUUUAAUAUGGAACAAGCCAACUACGCGACACAGACACUAAAGGACACAAAAAUGACAGUAGACGCUAUGAAAAUGGGUGUCAAAGAAAUGAAAAAAGAAUACAAGAAAGUCAAUCUAGACCAGAUAGAAGAUCUCCAAGAUGACAUGGAAGACAUGUUAGAACAAGCCAAUGAAGUACAAGAGACAUUAGGAAGGAGUUAUGGCAUGCCUGAAUUAGAUGAAGAUGAGUUGGAAGCAGAACUUGAUGCCCUCGGUGACGAGAUUUUAAUGGACGAUGAUACCUCGUAUCUGGAUGAAGCUGCGAGUGCUCCGUCGGCUCCAAACGCAAUUCCAGGUGCAGACAGUGUAGCAACCAAUAAG